UGUCUUCCAGGAGGUCAACUCCAACCACAGAUAGGAUUAGCAACAUGCCGGAUGAAAUUCUGUGUCACAUCCUCUCCUUUCUCCCAACCAAAUUCGCUGCAACCACAAGUGUUCUCUCUAAUAGAUGGAAACCGGUGUGGCUCUCAGUUGAGAGUCUUGACUUCGACGACAAAACCUUCAAGGAUUUGGUUUCCUUACUCCAUAUUAUGUACUCAACAAUAUCUUUGCGAGACAUCACACUACCUAUCCAUUCUUUCCCUUUGAAUGGAAUAGUCAUUCCGGUUGUUUUUAAAUUUGCAAAUUAUUUUCAAAUGUGUUGCGGGUUUGAGUUUGGGUGGAAAUAACCCAAACCCAAUAGGUGUGGGGUGUGUGUUGUUUUGCCACCCGAACGGUCUUUAGAUUUGAGUGAUGAUUUCCGGUGUGAGUUUGGUAAGUGUCAAACCCGCACCCAUGGGCGCCCGUUGCCAUCCCUACCAAAAAGACUUCCAUCCAUUCGUUUAGGUUAAAAUGUGGCGGAUCUUCUCGCUUCAAACCAAACCAAGAGAUUUCAAUCGAAUUUUAGAAUUUGUGAUGCAACGAGGAGUCCUGAAUCUUGACUUCGACAUGUUCAACAAACUCCGUUGCAUCAAAUUACCACCUUGCAUUCUUAGUUUUAAGACCCUUCAAGCUCUUACGCUGCUAAAAGUGAAAAUUGAAAAUUUUGAUCAAGUGGAUUUUCCUCUUGUCGAAAAACUAUUUUUGCAUAGGAUUUGUUUCAUAUCUCUUGAAUAUGUUGUGAAGUUUCUAUUAGGUUUUCCUAUUCUAAAGUAUUUGUAUAUAAAUUCAUCUGUAUCGAAGAAGUCACCUAUUACAAUGGAAGAUGUGAAUGCUUUACCUAAUUUGGUCAAAGCAAGGAUUUGUGAACAGAAUACUCAUGUGGCUUUGUUUGGCAAGACAAAGAUUUUGCACAUAGAUAAGUUAAGGUUCGGUUCAACAAGAUUUCCUGAGUGUUACAAUUUGACAAACAUGGAAGUUAGUAUUCAUCAUGAUCGCGUCUGCGAUAAGAAGUGCACCUGGUUGCUAGGAAUUCUACCAUAUUUUCCCAAACUUCGAUAUUUUAUGAUUCAGGUUUGAUGUUAUGAAUUUGUUUUCCUUUUCGAUUCUAGUUUUAAUUUCUCAUAUUAUAAAGAAUAAAGAAUCUCAAGUUCAUAUGAUAUCACAAAAUAAUACUAUAGCUUUGUUGAUUCCUAACUAGUAUUUUGGCAAAAGGCUUGCUUGAAACAACUUAAUUGCAUGUUAUAUCUUAGAAGGAUUCUUAUAUUUUUUGGAUGGUUUAUAUGGUGUUUUAAUUACUGUUGAUUGCUGGUUUUCAUUUUCCUGUGAAUUUUGAGUAUUAAACUGAUCCAUGGUUUUGCUAUUUUUACACUUAAAUAUAUUGUCACAACAGAAGUUUUAUUUGGGUAGAGGGUUCAGAUUCUGGUCAUAAGUUUGAUUGUAAACCAAAUCCAUUUUUUAUUUAUUUUCACCAUCAGUAUCCGGUCAAUUGGACCGUCUAAUCUAUUUUGGAGGUCAGUUCUGCAAUCAAGUGGUUCCAGCUCCCUCUUAGUUCUCCUUUACAUAUUAUUGUUACUUACCUUUCUCUUGAAUGAAGAACUUGGAAAUGAGUGAUCUUUACUUACCUUUUCCAAUAAUCUUGAGUCAUUCUGCAUAAUGCAGAACUUGUGUUGUAAUGUCUAAAUAAUCAAAGUAUACCUUCUUUGCCUGUAAAAAAAGUUUAUAUUGGCAAAAUUUGAAGGCAAAAUUAACAUUGACGAACUACGAGUUGGGUUGCAUAAGUUAGGCUACCAUUUUCUGGGAUCUUUGCUGUUUCACAAUUGAUGGAUGUAGAAAUUAUUAGUUUGUCAAACUAAUUUGUCAACAUGUGUCUUUUUUUUAUUCUAUUUCUUAUUUUGUCUUUAGAAAGUCUUUCUAGUCUUGAGUAUAAGGUAAAAAAAAAAAUUGUACCUUUUAAGAGAAUUAGUUAGUAUCAUUUAACUUUCUUGAUGCACCUUUGUACAAAGACCAAUAUAAAAAGGUCACCGGCCAAAGGCCAAUAGCCACCUUUUUGUGCUUUCUCUCAGUUUGGAUCGUAGAAUUUGAGCAACGAAAAAACACGCUCCAAAUUCUAGUAUCCGAGUGGAGUGUUUUUGAGGUUUUGGUGGAGGUGCAAUAGUCUUAGGGCAAGGACUGAUUCACUAAACCUUUUGGCCCAAACCCUAAUUGAUUUUGGUGAUUUGAUAUAAUUUAAAAAUGCCACAAAAAUACUAUAUAUAUAUUGAACCCUAAACUCCUACCUAUCCUUUGCUCGCCGCAUUCAUUCUCCAUUAGAGAAUGGCGUCUUUUUCCCGACUGUCAAGUCCCGCAGCUGAUAAGAUUAGCGACUUGCCAGAUUCAAUUCUUUGCCAUAUUCUCUCCUUUCUCCCAUCCAAACAAGCUGCCACCACAAGUAUCCUCUCAAAGAGAUGGAAACAGGUCUGGCUCUCAAUCUUCACUCUCCACUUUGAUGACAAAAUCUUCAAAGAUUUUAACAGCUUUCGCAAAUUUGUUUACUUAACCAUGUUCUCAUUGAGAGACAAAAAAGUUUCAAUCCAUUCGUUGACCUUUAGAUGUAGUAGAUUUUCUCGCUUCAACCAAAAAGAAUUCGAUCGAAUUAUUAAAUUUGUGAUGCAACGAGGAAUCGAGAAUCUUGACUUCGACAUGUUCCAUAGACAACGUGUUAUCAAAUUACCACCUCGCAUUCUCAAUUUGAAGACACUUCAAGUACUUAAGCUGGCAAACAUUAAAAUGGGAGAUUUUGAUCAAGUGGAUUUUCCUCUUAUCAAAACUCUUCAUUUGCAUAGGAUUUAUUUCAUAUCUCCUGAAUAUAUUGUGAAGUUUCUAUUAGGUUGUCCUAUGGUAGAAGAUCUGUAUACAGAAUCAUUGGUAUUGAAUAAGUCACCUGUUCCGAUGGAAGAUUUGAAUGCUUUACCUAAUUUGGUCAAAGCAAGGGUUUGUGAUCGGAAUACUCCGAUGGCUUUGCUUGGCAAGGCAAAGAUUUUGCACAUUGACGAGUUUUUGGUAGGGUAAUUUUGAAAUCAUCAAAAUUAUCAGUUACAUACAUCCACCUAUGAUGAGCUUUGGCUAGAAAAUUGAAGAGGUUGUGUUGUGGUAGAUCAUGUUUGCCUGCAAGAUUUCCGGUCAGUAGUAUGAGAGAGUAGCAGUAAAUUUCUCAGGUGUGGUAUAUGUAAUGUAUUGUAAGGUUUUCAAGUUACUUAAACUUAAUUUGAAGUUUUCUUUCAAAAAAAUUCUUGUACUAUUAUUGUACUAAGGCCUAUUAUAUAUGCUACAAUCUGCUGUUGUAAUAAUUGCUGUUGAUGUUCAUCACAGCAAUGUCUGUCUCUUUAGUCGUUACAAUACAUUUGUCUACAUUGUGUUCUUAAUUUGGGUGAUGAUCAAUCUCAUGCAUUUUGGAUUUCU
Molecule: messenger RNA, 3474 nt
Organism: Trifolium pratense (red clover)
Lineage: Eukaryota; Viridiplantae; Streptophyta; Magnoliopsida; Fabales; Fabaceae
Product: putative F-box/FBD/LRR-repeat protein At5g22670
Exons: 3
Coding region: 2350-3084 (244 amino acids)
Molecular function (GO): protein binding
Source: RefSeq, a predicted model, not a curated record